This is a messenger RNA of Liolophura sinensis, 3938 nucleotides long. RefSeq names its product protein dachsous-like. Gene Ontology annotation, molecular function: calcium ion binding. The transcript has 15 exons. Gene Ontology annotation, cellular component: plasma membrane. Gene Ontology annotation, biological process: homophilic cell-cell adhesion. The record is from RefSeq and is a predicted model, not a curated record. Bases 134 to 3481 code for a protein of 1115 amino acids. Lineage: Eukaryota; Metazoa; Mollusca; Polyplacophora; Chitonida; Chitonidae.
UUGCGAGAUUUAAAAGAUAUGUCACUCACUGAUGCAUAUAAAGCUAUUUCUGCUGGAAAGAAUGUUUUCAUGAGAAACAACGAAAGCAGCCGUGGCAAAAGUUUUAUUUUCAGAUGCCGGCAGAAGACAUAAUAUGGGGACGCAAGACGGUAGAACAGUCGUUGUGGAAUGGACCCGAUGUGUUACGUAUACAACACUUGUUAUGACAGUGACGAUAUGGGUUGUCACGGGCGUCGGACCUCCAAACUUUAACUUCUUGCCGAAGACAAUCGAUAUUUUCGAAAAUCGGACGAGUCCAUUUAAGACCAUGGAAGCAACAGCGAGGCAUCCUGAUGGGUCUCCCUUUAUAUACACAAUGGUCUCAUCUCCACCUGGCGGACCGUUCAUCAUCGACAGUGUUACUGGAGAAAUUAGUUCACCUCCUAACCCGAGGUUUGACUACGAGAACAUCUCCCAGUACGUCCUCGAUGUCACCGUGGACGACGGCAAUCUGACGGCUACGGAGACGCUAACGGUGAACGUCAUUGACGUCAAUGAGAAGCCCACGUUUGAUAAUUUGCCAGGCUUGGUGUACCUGCCGGAGGACACCUUACCCACCUACGUUAUAUACAAUCUGUUGUCUACAGACCCAGAAGGAGACAAAGUCACGUACAGCCUGAUAUCACCCAUCAACGCUCCAUUUGACGUUUUUCCGUCAGGUGUGAUUACGUUACAAACCAAUCCGGGUUUGGAUUACGAAACGAAAAAUGUGUACCGCCUUGCGUUGGAGGUAAAGGACAAAGAGCUGUACUCCACCCAGGUUCUUACAAUCAUUGUGGAGGAUGUUAACGAACCGCCAAAAAUCCUCAAUAUGGGUGUGACGCUGACGCUGCCCAGAGGAACGCUAGGUCCAAUCUAUUACGUCCAGGCGUUCGACGAGGAUCGCAAUGAACAGUUGAUGUACACGUUUACGUCUGUGCCUCCGUCAGAGUUUGGAGAUCCAUUCGUUCUGAACCCAGCAACUGGUGAGUUAGUGGUGCACAACCCCACGGGCCUCGAUCCGUCGGUCACCAACCUCUACACCAUCAAUGUCACCGUCAUGGACAAGGAGGGCUUCACGGACUCGGGAUUGCUCACCAUCAGGAUCGUGGAUAUCACCGAUGUCCCGGAGAUCUGGAAUCUUCCACUGACGGUUUUUGUAAAGGAGACGGAAAAAUAUGGUCUGAAGAUCUUCCACGCGAGGACUAUAGACAUGAUCAACGGAACCCUGAUCUACAACAUGACUGUGUCGCCGGAUGAUCGGAAGUUUAGGAUUACCUACAAAGAGGGCGAAGUUUGGUACAUUGACAAUCCAAACUUUGACUUUGAGAAGAUAUCUUCCUACGAGAUAUCUGUGACGGUUAGCAAUGGGAAGAAGGUUAGUCAAGCGAAGAGUAUUUACGUCAACAUCAAAGAUGUUAACGAACCACCGAAUCUGGACAAUCUGCCCGCCUUUCUGAAUUUGAAGGAGGACUUUGUCAAAGCCGGCACAAUUUUCAAGGUAUCAGGAUCGGAUCAGGAUGCCGGCUCUAGUAUCACCUAUAAUAUGACAGUACAUCCUUCUGACGGCAACUCCAAGUUUACGCUGGAUCCCAUAACCGGAGAAGUUUCCGUGGCGUCAAAUCCAAACUUUGAUUACGAGAGAGCCAAAUUAUACAUGCUUAUGAUAAAAGCAUUCGAUGGGGAACUGUUAAGCGGAACUGGGAUUCUGAGAGUGAAGAUUCUGAACGUGAAUGAAGCUCCAAGACUUCCAUCUUCGGCAGUGACACUUGAGAUGAACGAGGAAGAGCCAGUUGGUUACCACUUACCCUGGAACUGUACAGCUCAAGACGAAGACGAUAAGGAAGUAUUAUCGUACAACCUGGCACCCACUGUAGACCGUCAGUUUUUCACCCUAGACACAAGGAACGGAUGUGCCCUGGUCCUCGCACAGACCAUUGACAGUGAAGACCCAGCAGCCCCUGAAUCCCUUAUUCUGAGGGUUACAGUGACGGACUCUGGGGGCAUGGUCGCAGCAGUGUCGGUGAUAGUUAACGUACUUGAGGUAAACGACCACGCCCCUGUCUUCUCUCCGGACAACUACCUGGUUCAUAUCAUCGAAAACGAAGACGUGGAUGCCCCAGUGGUCAGUUUGAACGUCACGGACGGGGACAGCGGACUGGAUGGCGAUGUUAUAUUCAACAUCACCACUCCAGAGGGAAGAGACUACUUCGACGUUUCACUAGAUGGGGAAGUUACGUUAGCGUCCCAUUUAGAUCGAGAGGAUGUGAGCGUUGUCGCGUUUGACGUUGUGGCGUCAGAUCGCGGCUCUCCGCCUUUGUCAGCAACGGCGUCGGUCACGGUGGUCAUUUUAGAUGAAAACGAUAAUCGACCUGUAUUCCUAAAGUCGUUUUAUGAUUUUGAAGCCCGGUAUGAUUCCGCUAAGGGUACCAUGGUUGGAUUGGUCUCAGCCAUCGACACAGAUAAACCCAGCAAGAUCCUGGAGUAUUCCAUCCUUGGGAUUUCUCACGAGUUUGAGAUCGGUUCUGUGUCAGGUGUCAUCCAAACCAAACAGAAGCUGAUCUCUAAUCUGCGCUAUCUACUCUAUGUACAGGCUCAGGACACAGGGUUUCCACCAGAAGUGUCGGAAGCAGUUGGAGUGCGGAUUGACACAUACGUCUGUGAAGAGUCUCUAGUGAAGAUGGACGUCUACCGACAACCAUCUUUCUUCGACGCUUCCGGCAAGGCUCAGUUCACGUCAGCGAUGGCUGGGCUUUUCCCCGGAUUUGUGGCGAGAGUUGGUGAGGUUAGAGCCGGAUCUACACAAGGAACAAGUGAAGUAUUGGUUUACGUGUUGAGAAACAACAGCACCGGAAGUUCUUCUACCAUAUACAACCAAAAGGACUUUGUGCCCGUUGAAGAAGUCAUCCGCUGGACAACAUAUGGCGAGGAAGGAAAUCCCGUAGCUUACUUAUCAUCCGGGCGAUUCAACCAGUUCCCGGUCACCAAAGUGACGUGUGAAUGUUGCGUGACCAGCGACCUCAACUGGUGGUUGGAGACGACAGAGGGUCAGGCGACAACUGGUAUACUCUCCACCAUCGCUGCUGGUCUGGCGUUGGCAGCCCUCUCGUGGCUUGGUAUGCUUGCCGCAAGCCGGUGCAAAGAUUUGAUUGGGGGCGGUAAAGUUGCUCCACCAACCGGACGCUACGCCACAAAGCCCCCAGUGUCCACGAACAAACCGGGGUACGCAGACGGCGGUGACAUGAAAUGGUGGAAACUUCAACCUAAAUCGGUGUUUGAUGAAAAUUCUCCUCUGGAAGAGAAAUAUCGGCCUCCUUCGCAAGGAUCGGAUAUCUCCAAAGGGAGCGGAGUGAAGAACACGGAUGUCCGGGCCGAGCUGACUGCCUCCGAGCAACCACCAGCUCGGAGUAUCCCCCCAGCAAUGAGACCCAAGCCAGCUGGUGCUAGAGGCCUGUGGUUUUGAGCUAUAACAAUCUUAUUUAUUCCCUCCUAUUUUUUGUUGGACUGGCCAGAUUAACCCGCCAACACCUCUAACUGAAUCGACAAUUAAGACUGACGUGAACUCGAUAUUGCCCUUCAAAUGGUGGAAUUCAAUAGGCCUACCAUAUUUCCGCUGCUGACGGUUAAAUUAUAUAUUUUCUGCUCUCCUCUUUUCAAUCCAUUCCUUCGUGAAUUGUGACUCUUCCAGAUGAGUCACCUUUGUACAGAAAUUUUUUUCUUAUUAGAAAGUUUUAAUGUGUUACGGAUAUCUUGUCUUCGUUUGGCCCUCUUUGUCCUGAGAAGAGACAUGACAUAUUCCACACCAUUAGCGAAAGAUAAAUGUAAAUUUGGUAGCUGCAGUUCAAGAAACAUGCUCAUCGUCUGCCUUAAAACCAUGCAGUUAAACAGGCAUUCGGCAUGCAUUCUUUUGAAGACGUCUG